UUUUCUCUCUUCAGGCUUCAAUUUCACAAUAGAUUUCUCCAUUAUGCAUCACUCAAGAAAUAAGAAGUGUUUUGUGUGCAACAAACCAACACUUGGCAUCUUCAACACUGCACAUGAAAUCAAGAAGAAGAUGAUGACAUUGAAACUAAUAUAUAAUAAGCACUGGUUUACUGAGAUCCCCACCCACCCAAAUUUAUUAAAUAUUUCCCCCAAGUCCAACCCAACUCAAGUGAAAGUUAGUUUUGACCUUGAUCCCAUUGAAACUAAUAUAAAAAUAUUCUUAAUAGUCCAAUAUAUAGAGGCAUCACAAGAUCCACUCAUAUAAUAGCCUGUUUUAGAAAACAACAAUAUGAGCAAUGGGUUGUGAUAAUUAGGAAUGCUAAAGUUUAGAGUUGUUAAUUUCCUUUAGAUUCAUUAUCCUUAACAUAUUAUUAUUUGUGUUAGACUUGGUGUUAGAUUUGUUCUGAUAUUGAUUUUUGUUGGUUAUUAUACAGGGUACCUGUGGAUCCUCUUGAAUGGCAUAUUAUUAUUUUUUAUUGCUAUUCUGUAUCUCCUAGCAUCAUUGGGAAAAUUGGCAUUAGGAGCCACUGUUGCAUAUGCUGGAUGGAAGGAAAAAAUUACGCCAUGCACAAAGAAACCUCCAUCUUUUGUUGAAACCAGAAUUAUCAAGCAUAUGUGGAACUUUGAGGCUUCUGGUGGAUGUCAAGUGUUUGGCUGAAAAGCUUCUUGAAUAUGUCAUGAAUAACCACCUCGUUGUUCGAGAUCCUGAGACUAUUCUCUUUUCAAGCACUCCAUGGAUGGUGAGGAAUGAAACUCGUGCAGGAACAGAAACUUUUAUCCGCGUAAGUGGUGCAACUUUUCAGGUUGAAGACAACACUAAGUACUUGCAAUCUGGUCCUCCUUUUCUCAUUCUUCUUCAUCUUGCUUUGGGUGCACUUUGGGAGAUUACUCGACAGAAGGAUCUUGUUUGUUCCCCACCAACAAGGCUGCAAUACUGAGUUUUAAUGUUGCAUGUGGAAUGGAGUUUUAAUGUUGUUUUGAUACGAGUGUUUGUAUAAUUAUACUACAUGAUUUCCAAUGUAUAUAUAGGGCAUCUAUAUGUAUUGUUAAUUCAAUAGGAUGA
Dioscorea cayenensis subsp. rotundata (Guinea yam) is the source of this 1123-nucleotide messenger RNA. RefSeq names its product helicase protein MOM1-like. The coding region runs from base 597 to 998 and encodes 133 amino acids. The record is from RefSeq and is a predicted model, not a curated record. Lineage: Eukaryota; Viridiplantae; Streptophyta; Magnoliopsida; Dioscoreales; Dioscoreaceae. Gene Ontology annotation, biological process: heterochromatin formation. The transcript has 7 exons.